AUGUCCGUUGAAGACUUGAAAGCCGUUGUCAGUAAAUUACAGGACAGAAUCCACCAGCUCGAGCAGAAGGCCGGCAUCAUUCCUGCCGUGCCAAAGUCUGUUAGAAUGGUGUUGAUUGGUCCUCCAGGUGCUGGUAAAGGUACCCAGGCACCAAACUUGAAGGAGAAGUUCUGUGCGUGCCACUUGGCUACCGGAGACAUGUUGAGAGCUCAGGUUACUGCUAAGACUGCAUUGGGUGUUGAGGCUAAGAAGAUUAUGGACCAGGGUGGAUUGGUUUCUGAUGAGAUUAUGGUCAACAUGAUUAAGUCCGAAUUGGAGAACAACUCCGAAUGUAAGAAUGGUUUUAUCUUGGAUGGUUUCCCAAGAACUAUUCCUCAGGCUGAGAAGUUGGACUCCAUGUUGGAGACCAGAAAGACUCCAUUGGAGAGUGCUGUUGAAUUGAAGAUCGACGACGAGUUGUUGGUUGCUAGAAUCACUGGAAGAUUGGUGCACCCAGCCUCGGGCAGAUCCUACCACAAGUUGUUUAACCCUCCAAAGAAGGACAUGAUUGACGAUGUUUCUGGUGAGCCAUUGGUUCAGAGAUCCGAUGACAACGAGGAUGCUUUGAAGAAGAGAUUGGUGACUUACCACAAGCAGACCGAGCCAAUUGUUGAGUACUACAAGAAGAACGGAAUCUGGAGCGGUAUUGACGCCUCGCAGAAGCCAACCAAGGUGUGGGACGACAUCUUGAAAUGUUUGGGUCAGAAGUAA
Molecule: messenger RNA, 750 nt
Organism: Sungouiella intermedia
Lineage: Eukaryota; Fungi; Ascomycota; Pichiomycetes; Serinales; Metschnikowiaceae
Source: the annotation of a GenBank genome assembly